Molecule: messenger RNA, 735 nt
Organism: Pongo pygmaeus (Bornean orangutan)
Lineage: Eukaryota; Metazoa; Chordata; Mammalia; Primates; Hominidae
Product: RNA-binding protein EWS-like
Exons: 1
Coding region: 1-735 (244 amino acids)
Source: RefSeq, a predicted model, not a curated record
AUGGCAUCCAUAGAUUACAGUACCUAUAGCCAAGCUGCAGCACAGCAGGGCUACAGUGCUUACACCGCCCAGCCCACUCAAGGAUAUGCGCAGACCACCCAGGCAUAUGGGCAACAAAGCUAUGGAACCUAUGGACAGCCCAUUGAUGUCAGCUAUACCCAGGCUCAGACCACUGCAACCUAUGGGCAGACUGCCUAUGCAACUUCUUAUGGACAGCCUCCCACUGGUUAUACUACUCCAACUGCCCCCCAGGCAUACAGCCAGCCUGUCCAGGGGUAUGGCACUGGUGCUUAUGAUACCACCACUGCUACAGUCACCACCACCCAGGCCUCCUAUGUAGCUCGAUCUGCAUAUGGCACUCAGCCUGCUUAUCCAGCCUAUGGGCAGCAGCCAGUAGCCACUGCACCUACAAGACCGCAGAAUGGAAACAAGUCCACUGAGACUAGUCAAUCUCAAUCUAGCACAGGGGGUUACAACCAGCCCAGCCUAGGAUAUGGACAGAGUAACUACAGUUAUCCCCAGGUACCUGGGAGCUACCCCAUGCAGCCAGUCACCGCACUUCCAUCCUACCCUCCUACCAGCUAUUCCUCUACACAGCCGACUAGUUAUGAUCAGAGCAGUUACUCUCAGCAGAACACCUAUGGGAAACCGAGCAGCUAUGGACAGCAGAGUAGCUAUGGUCAACAAAGCAGCUAUGGGCAGCUGCCUCCCACUAGUUACCCACCCCAAACUUGA